GUCCAGACAGAGAGGAGGAACAAGCAGAACGACAGGGACCGGCUCAUCCACUGGACAUGACGCUUUUACAGAUAUAACAGACCUGAAGUGAACAGUUCAGGAUACAUCACUGGUAGAUUUUGCUUUGAGGUCUGGUUAGAGACCAUCUGGAGCUAAAUCUACACGCCGACGACUUUGGAAAUGGAUUCCCUCAUGUCGCUGGGAGCUCCGCUGAAGCAGUUCACCAGCUGUGUGUCUGGCACCAAAAACACCAAGAAGAGAGGAAGAAGCCAGGGGAGCCAGUCCGUCCGCAGGUUCAGCUUCACCCGCAGGAAGAGCGUCAGCCGGAGGAGAAGCCUUCCCUGCAGCAGCCAGAAGGUUCCAGAUUCCUGGCUCAGGGUUUACCAGGAGGAACUGAAGAAGGAGAGGAAACGUCAGCAGGCCAUGCUGGCCAAGAAGAACGCUGAGAGAAAUGUACGGAGCACUCACUUCAGGAGCCACCACUGCCUUCCAAGGCACACCCCUGCAGCCAGGAAACCAGCACCAGCAAAGGAUGACUCGUUCUUCGGAGCCUUUCAGGGCCUCAGUCUGGACGGGCUGACCGGAGGCGCCGCCGGAUCUCCUGCAGUCUCUGCUUCUGCUGCAGGCGGAGAGCAGUGCAAAGUUAUGUGACGUGCAUCUGCUAAGGACAGUCAGCAGCUCUGGGAAGAUUCCUUACCAAGGAAUCCUGCUGCAGAAAUCUGUUUAAAGUGACUGAUUUUGUUUUGUAAAGGAAGGAAGGAAAACGGCUUGUCGUUUGACAUGUUUGUGCACUUGAAGUCUUUUGACUGUAUUCAUGCAUUUGCCAACCAUACAAUAAGUUUAUAAAUGUAGUAUUUUUUUUAUAUAUGCAAACAAAGAUUUUUUAGGUUUGUAGCUUAAAAUCUGUACCAGAUCAUAACUGUUUGUAUUUCUAAUUAAAUAUAAACUGUAAAGACUACA
This is a messenger RNA of Poeciliopsis prolifica (blackstripe livebearer), 960 nucleotides long. RefSeq lists its product as uncharacterized. Lineage: Eukaryota; Metazoa; Chordata; Actinopteri; Cyprinodontiformes; Poeciliidae. Bases 181 to 651 code for a protein of 156 amino acids. The record is from RefSeq and is a predicted model, not a curated record. The transcript has 4 exons.